Messenger RNA from Jaculus jaculus (lesser Egyptian jerboa), 1521 nucleotides. RefSeq lists its product as uncharacterized. The record is from RefSeq and is a predicted model, not a curated record. The transcript is spliced from 3 exons. Bases 1 to 1521 code for a protein of 506 amino acids. NCBI's taxonomy places the organism in Eukaryota, Metazoa, Chordata, Mammalia, Rodentia, Dipodidae.
AUGAGCUCCGUCAGUGAGAUGUCUAUUAAAAAAGAUGCCUGCAGUCCAGAAAACAGGGAAAAUUCUGCCAGGAGGCGCUUUGGCCGUGGGUUCCAGAACGGAGCAAACGUAGCCCCUGACCAGAGGCUGUUGCGAAGCCGCAAAGACAAAGGUAGUCUUUUAGGCUCUGAGAGUCUCCUCUGCAAGUCACCUUCACAGACAGAUGAGAUGGAGGGAAGGUCAGUAAUUUGGGGCUGUGAAGGUCGGCCUGGCACCCCAGUGGAUGUCCCAAUAGAUGUUCUGGAGUAUGUGCCUCAACAGAAUGUGGAGUGUAUAAAAUUCUGGCAGUGCUUUCCCAAGAGGGAUGCCUGGGUUGUUCGUAGACAAAGGUCUGUGCAAAGCAGUGGCAUUAAACAGCAUGCCAGUUGUGGUAGCAGAGAGGCUGGUCCCAGCAGGAGAGGUGCACGGGCCAAAAGCUGUGUGGAAGCAAAGCAGGUCUCUGCUGGCCCUCUGUACCGAAGAGGGGCUGGGAGAGGCCUAACCUGGGUGACACCAAGACAGCACACUCCAAGCAAAGUGAUGGAUGUGCAACAUCUUUCCUCCGACUGCGAGUCUUCAUAUGAGUCAACUGAAAUACCAAUAAUUAGAGUGACCAUUUCCAUCAAAGAGAAAGACCAGGUCAAGACCAGCAGCGCCACGGAGCUGGGAGGAGACACAGCUAAACAGUCAAAUGCCAGUGGCGGGGAAAGUUUUGUCCAUAAGUCAGCCCCUCUGCUGACCACUGCUUCCCAAGGACUCGCGUCAGGCACAGAAAAGCAGGCUUCUAGCAAAGUAGAGCCCCUUUUCUGUAAGAAAAAGCAAAGUGUGAUUUGGGGAAAGGCAGGAAGCAGGCGCAGCCACCCAAGAAGUGCUACUGCUGCUGCAGCACCUGCAGGCCGCCUGAACAAGGCCAGUGCAACGAAGAAGCCUGCCCAGGAGAGGAAACCGCUGUAUGAGGUCCCAGGUGUCAUCCUGGGAAGCAGUUUUCCUCCGUGGGGGCAGAGAAUCAAGUCAGUUCCUGUGGAACCAUCCACCUUCCCUCCAGUCACUGGUGUUGCAUUAUUUGGGAAAACCACUAGAUGCCCUUUGGUGCCUUUGGAACCCAAACGUUGUACUGGGAAGAGAUCCGUGGGGAAGAAGACAAAGGAGCCCCUGCCAGCAGCCAGAGAAGAAGCUGAGCCCGCCAAAGAGCCUGCCCUGCAGCCCCAGAGUGUGGAAAAACCUGCCGUGUUCAUGCAUCCUGGAGAUUUCAGCAGUGGCGACCGCACCACCAGGGCCACCCAAACUCCAGGAAACUCUCAGCGCCUGGCACUGAGCCAGAGAGGCAUCCGGUCCAACUCCCCCACAUCCUCUGGUCUUGGUACCGAAAGUUCCCGUACAAAGGCACCACCACUUCCUGCAGGUCUCGACCAGGACAAAUUUCCUCCUGCCAUCCCAGAGAGGACCAAAAAGCGAAAGCAGAAGGUGAAGUCAAAUACUACAGCAGAUGAAAGUCCAGUUUAA